AAAUAAAAAAGUUACUUGUUGAUGAUGCUGUGAAGCCAGGGAAACCAAGAUGGCAGUUCCUGGAUUUACCCUUAGCGUCUUCAUACUUCUUUUGCACAUUAGUUCUGUGGCUAAUUAUCCCAAUGGAAAAGUAACAGAGUCAUGCCAUGGAAUGAUUCCUGAACAUGGUCAUAUUCCACAGUCUCAUCCUGUUCACAACAUUUCGGUAAAUCAGAUGACAUUCCGACCGGGAAGUCAGCUCAAAGUUACUUUGUCAGGGUCACAAUUUAAAGGCUUUCUCUUAGAAGCUCGUGAUGUCAAAGAUUUGAGUGGCCCUCCUAUUGGCUCCUUCACACUGAUUGACCGUGAGAUGUCCCAGCUUCUUACCUGUGAGGAUAAACAGGGGUCAGCUGUGAGUCACACAAGUUCAUCCAAAAAAAAAGUUAUAGAAGUCUACUGGAAUGCUCCAAGCAAUGCCCCAGAUCACAUACAAUUUCUAGCCACAGUUGUUGUGAAGUAUAAAAUCUAUUGGGUGAAGAUUCCCGGUCCUAUAAUUUCACAACAAGAUGCACUUCCCUUUACAACACCCAGAGCUACAAUACCACCUUUACCAACGUUACCUCCAGUCUUCCAUUUAAAAAAAUCAUUCAGUGCUUCAGAUUGCGGGAAGAAGAAGUUCUGUAUUCGAAGUCCGUUGAACUGUGACCCAGAGAAGGAGCCUGCCUGCUUCUUCCUGUCUUUCACACGAGAUGACCAGUCCUUGAUGGUUGAAAUGAGUGGUCCCAGCAGAGGCUAUUUAUCUUUCGCAUUUUCUCAUGACCGUUGGAUGGGUGAUGAUGAUGCUUAUAUGUGCAUCCGUGAAGACCAGGCUGUGCACACACAGCCUUCUCAUUUGACUGGGCGAAGUCAUCCUGUGAUGAACUCCGGGGAUGCUCUUGAGGAUAUGGCUUGGAGGUUGGCGGAUGGUGUUAUGCAGUGUUCUUUCAGAAGAAACAUUAGCCUUCCUGGUUUUAAGAAUAGAUUUGAUCUAAACACAAGCUAUUACAUUUUUCUAGCAGAUGGUGUAGCUGAUGAUGGUCGAAUUUAUAAGCACUCUCAGCAACCCUUGAUUACAUAUAAAAAACACAAUGUGUCAGACUAUCCAAAGAACAUAGGAGGAUCGCGUUCUUCACUUCUACUGAAGGUUCACGGUGCCUUAAUGUUUGUGGCCUGGAUGACUACUGCUAGCAUAGGUGUACUGAUUGCCCGGUUCUUCAAACCUGUUUGGCCAAAGGCUUUCUUGUUUGGUGAGGCAGCUUGGUUUCAGAUGCAUCGGAUGCUCAUGCUCACUACAUCUGCCCUCACCUGCAUUGCUUUCUUUCUGCCUUUUAUCUACAGAGGAGGCUGGAGUUGGCAUGCAGGUUAUCACCCAUACCUUGGUUGCCUAGUGAUGACUUUGGCAGUUCUUCAGCCUCUUCUGGCAGCCUUCAGGCCAUCUUUACAUAGUCCAAGAAGGCAAAUAUUCAACUGGACUCAUUGGAGUAUGGGAACAGCUGCUAGAAUAAUAGCAGUGGCAACAAUGUUCCUGGGAAUGGAUUUACCAGGACUGAAUCUUCCUGAUCCGCAGAAAACAUUUGCAAUGAUUGGAUUUGUAGUUUGGCAUGUUGGGACUGAGAUUGUUCUGGAGAUACAUGCUUACCGACUCACUCGGAAAGUUGAAAUAUUGGAUGAUGCUAGAAUUCAGAUCCUCCAGUCAUUUGCUGCAAAUGAAGCAGAAAGCCAUGCAUUUAAAAAGGUGGUGUUUGCAAUUUAUGUCUGUGGAAAUGUGACUUUUCUCAUCAUACUCUUAUCUACAAUCAACCAGCUAUGAGCAGGGAAAGGCCUUGGCUUUUGCAGACCAGGUGAUAAUUAUCAUCAGGCCAAAGACACUUGAAGUUUGUACUGACUGCCUUGAGCAUAUUCUUGAAUUCUAACUUGGAAGACCAGGAACACAUUUAUGGAGGAAUUCUGAAGUCUGGUCUUUAGAGAACAACAUUCAGAAGGGUCAUACAGACUGCAAACUGAUGGCAAGCUUUUGGGUAAUUUUGGGUCUUAAAAGGAAGGUUGUUGCUUGAUGAGAAAUUACUCUCAAACAUUUUCUGCAUUGAGAGUUUUAAGAAUGUUGUUAUCUACAAAAAUAAACAAGAACCAUUUGGGAAAACAACAAAUAAAUAUGUCAGUAGGAUAAAAAGAAGAUUUUAUUAAUAAAUACAUUUUGGAAAAUGAAAGUGCUGUGAUACUUUAAACACUAAUUUUUACUAGUUUAUCUGAAGGUUUUCUCGUAGAUUUGUGUAAAGUGUUGCUUCUUUAGAUAAGGUGGUAGCAGGGAGGUAUCGUGCGUUUUAUUAACAUUUAAAUAUACUACAUUUAACUACAUUUAAAUUAGCAUUUAAUAUCACUUAAAUAUAAUAUAAAUAUUAUCAUUUAUUCCUUAGCAAUGAAGUACAAGUAUGCACUUUCUGCUUAGAGACCACAUGUAUUCAGCUACAGAGCUGAAAUGACAUUUUAUAUGCUAAUUGCUUUGACUGUAAGAUUUAAGUCCUAAAGCAUUUGGAGAUUGUUGACUUCCAUUGCAAAAUUAAUAAAACUUAAUCCUUGCAAACAUAUCUUAACAGUUGUUCUCUCCUUGCAGAAAUAGAAUAUGAUUGAUUCAGUUUAUCAGUUCUUGAUGCUCCAAUAAAAAGUUAUCAGUGUUAUUUUCCUUCCUAGUCCAAUAAUUUAUCUUCUGUUUAUGGCCAGGUCUUAUAUUUGCUUUGAGGCCUUCUAGUCAGGGGGUGGUGCUCUAACACCGAAGUACUGCUAUAAUCCUGUAUCCUUGUGCUGCAAUUCAUUUUUAGCACUUAGUUAACAUCAUGAGAUGGCAUUUCUCUUAGAUUUCACCAAAUCUUCUUCAUCUUCAUUUUAAAAUUUUUUGCUUUUUUUUUGGGGGGGAGGGGGUAGGGGUUGUGCAGCAGAAACACAAACUAGGGAUCAUAGUUGUUAUUUUCUGAUUUCAUUUCUGUUGCUCGUUUGUUUUCUAACCAUGAUUAUUUAUAAAAAUUGUUUGUUAUUUCCCUUUACAUUCCCUUGACCCUGUUAACAAAUCACUGUAACUUGUUAGGCAAAGGAAACAAGCAAAACUUAGACAUUCUUAAAAUAAAAAAGUUUAAGCAGUCAUA
Choloepus didactylus (southern two-toed sloth) is the source of this 3155-nucleotide messenger RNA. It is a transcript of the gene FRRS1, whose product is annotated as ferric chelate reductase 1. The record is from RefSeq and is a predicted model, not a curated record. Gene Ontology annotation, molecular function: oxidoreductase activity, acting on metal ions. The coding region runs from base 50 to 1828 and encodes 592 amino acids. The transcript has 16 exons. NCBI's taxonomy places the organism in Eukaryota, Metazoa, Chordata, Mammalia, Pilosa, Megalonychidae.